Messenger RNA from Clunio marinus, 2334 nucleotides. The record is from the annotation of a GenBank genome assembly. NCBI's taxonomy places the organism in Eukaryota, Metazoa, Arthropoda, Insecta, Diptera, Chironomidae.
AUGACUUUUGAUACAUCAACAUGUUUAGAUUGCGUUUAUGUGCAACCACCCGACGCAAUUCUUUCAAUUCCUCCACCACCUUUACCCAGCUUUCUACUUCCUAAAAGCUCUGAUCUUGUACUUCCUGGCAAUAAUCAUUCCCAGCCAUGUUUUGCUGCUUUCAUGUGUGAAACAUCACUGAACUUGAACUCCGACCAUAUUGAAUAUAUUGAACUUCCUCGUAAUCCAAACUUGGGUAUCGACGAGCCAUGGUUCUUUGUAUUGAUCUGUAUUCUCUGUGCAGUUCUUUUUGUCAGCGCAAUUCUCUCAAUAAUUCUUCUAAAAUGCCGAGACAACAAUUGCUCGUAUCACGACACUAAUUUAAAACAUCAAAUGACGUUUUCAAGAGAACGUGAUCCAAAUGCAAACACCAAAGCUCAUGGGUUUGCCGUGGGAAAUGGACAGCUAGUUCCAGCAUAUAAUCCUCCGUUGCCAGUUUUGUGGGCUACAUUAACACCACAUGGCACAACACAGCAUUUCGUGACAGAUCCGUAUCCACAAGAAGACCAUUACGAAGCCAUCGAUUACAAUCGAAAAGCGUAUCAAGCGUGUGUCAAUGAUUUGAAUAAAACAUUUACCACCCCCAAGAAAACAAUGGCCAUCAAAUCCAACCAGGGUCCAUUUGAAAACAAUGGUUUUGUUGAUUUUGAGGAUUACGCAGACCCAUCGCCUUUGAUUGGUGAGUCGUGUAAUAAUUUAGAUUCAGAAGAAAUCGAUUCAGGCAUUUCCGGUGAGUAUCAAGAUCCACAACAAUUCUCAACUGGCAGUUCAAACGGCGAUUUCUUGGUAAGCAACGGUUCGAUUAAUAGCAACCAACAAUAUUGUCGUGGAUCACCAUCAACAAUGAGCCGGCAACGUAUAAUUUCAACUCCAACACGCAUCGCCAACCCAAAUGUUGUUAUUCCACCCCUAAACAGUCGAACAUUGGCGAAGAACAUAAAAAAUGCAACAAUGAGUCAUCAAUCCUCACCACAAUACAGCAAACGAAUUUCUGGUUCACUUUCACGACGUUCAAGUGAAAAUCAAUAAAUUUAAAAUCAAAAAGCUCAACAAUACGGUAAAUUGCAAUAAUUAGUGGGUGAUUAUUGACUCUCCAUCACUUUUGAAUGUUAUGAAACAAAGAAAAAUGAUGGAAACAGUUUGUAAUAUUUAAUAUUUAAUAUUAAGAGGGUCGGAAAUAGUUGAGGGGGUGAAAUCACAAUACGUAGACAUAAUUUGUCUAUUGUCUCAGAUGAAGCAAGCAAUUUUUUAAUAUGAUAUUUAGAACAUAAAUGGAAACUGUUUUAACAUGAAAAAGAAUUGUGAAAGUCGAUCAUUGGCAUGUUGGUAGUAUUAAAUAACAUGAACUUGAUCACCAUUCUUUAUGAAUGACACUUUUUCCCUUCGUCACUGAUACUUACAUAAUAUGAAUCCACAAUCUAUAAAAAAUAAGAUAAAUUAAAUAUUAUUAUUCUCUCACUCUCUCGCAAAGCAUGACCGAAAGGCAUCAUCAACUUUUCUCAAGAUAUAGCAAAACAACAAAUGACCAGCCAUAAAUCUAUUGCAAUAUUACAAGUCAGUCAUUUUCAAUGUCAAUGAAGAAGAGGUUUAUGGAAGUAAAUACUUUAUGGCGGGCAAAAUGAUUGACUAAGAAUAAGGAAAUUGAAAAGUACUCAAUCUAUUUAAGUAUAUCAAGCACACGUUUCAAGUUUGUAGAUAUGUGUAAAAGGAGAAAUCUGAAUUAUGUAUUUGGAUAUUAAAUAUUUAAGAAUUUACACAACAACGGCAGGCAUUCAAGAAACGAUUGGUUGUAAUUAAGCGAAUAAUUGUUAGUCAUAACAUUUUAAAUAAUUGUGAUUUUCGUGUGUUACAAGCUUCUUUAUUAUAAUACAACGCUGAGUGAAUAUAUUUUUAUUAUCUAUGUAAGUAGAUACCGAAACAAAGCUUCUAAUUUCUUUUGAAAUUUGACAAAUAUUUUUUAAGUUGCUGGGUUGAAAUUAGAGAAUCGUUGAAAGAUUUUAAGUUUUGUAAGCAACAACAAUUUUUCCCUUUUUUAAUAUUUAUGAAUAAAAGUUCAUAAACAUGUUAAAUAAGCAGUUUCAUGGAUGUUUCGAAUUACAAACAAUGACGAAAUAUCCCAUCGCAUAAAUCAAACUCUUCACGAAUAUACUCUUUUGUCUCGCAAAGAAUUCUGCUUUACACUAGAAAUAUGAAGAUGAAAGUUUGUUAAAUUUAAGACAACAUUAAAUUACAAUCAUAAAUUAUCUAACAGAAUAAUAAUCACUUAAUAAAAUGUCAGAAAUGAGUAAAUUAGAG